UUUUUUUUCUUCACUUUUUCUUAAUGCAACCUUUGUUUGAAGCCUCAGGUUGGGCACUCCCUAAGAAUAUUGCUCAACAAGCAGUAAAAAAUGAUAAGAAAAAGAACAAGCCAGCACCUGACAGUACAACAGAAGCCGAUCAACUUCAAGCUGAUCUAGCCAAACUAAACGAUCAAGCUGUCAAACCAAGCAAGAAAGCUCAAAAGAAAAACAACAAAAAAAGAGCUUUAGAGGACCAAGAAAAAGUCGAAAAAACAGCUGAAAACAUGAAAAAGAAACCUAAAAAGACAAAUGACACUGCUCAAAACAACAACAAUAACAAAAAAGCAGAGCAAAAAAGAAGCUUCAAGCAUUUGUUCCAACAAAAGCCUGAAUUAUUUGACGAAUACCAUGAAGGCUUCCGGCAUCAAGUAGAAUCAUGGCCAGUUAAUCCUGUCGAUGUGGUUAUUGAGCAACUCAAAACAUUGCCCAAGAACACUGUGAUUGCUGAUUUAGGCUGUGGUGAUGCCAUGAUUGCUCAGACACUCAAGAAGCAAAAAGUUUUGAGCUUUGAUUUGAUUGCAAAGAACGAAUUAGUCACUGCUUGCGAUAUCUCUAAAUUGCCUCUGGAAGCAAACUCCAUUGAUGUUGCUGUCUUUUCAUUGUCUCUUAUGGGUACAAACUACCUUGAUUUUCUGAAAGAAGCACAUCGUGUACUCAAAGUUGGUGGUGAAUUGAAGAUUGCCGAAGUUGUCAGUCGAUUCAGCGAUUUAGACCAAUUUAUUACUUUGUUGGAAGGUUUAGGAUAUGAUUUUAUGGAUAAAGAUGAUGACAACAAGAUGUUUGUCAUGCUCUACUUUACUAAACGGCCCAAUUAUGAAGAAGACUUGGAUCAAGAAAUGUUGGCUGGUUUAACCAAGACACAGAUCAGAUCUCUCAAAAAAGGCGCAGGCAUUACUCAAUCCAAUAGCAAGUUACAAAAGAAAUCUCAAACUUUAUUGAAGCCUUGUUUGUAUAAAAAACGAUAAAAUCUACAU
Gilbertella persicaria is the source of this 1016-nucleotide messenger RNA. RefSeq names its product methyltransferase-domain-containing protein. Gene Ontology annotation, cellular component: nucleolus. Bases 24 to 1007 code for a protein of 327 amino acids. NCBI's taxonomy places the organism in Eukaryota, Fungi, Mucoromycota, Mucoromycetes, Mucorales, Choanephoraceae. Gene Ontology annotation, molecular function: methyltransferase activity. The transcript is spliced from 4 exons. The record is from RefSeq and is a predicted model, not a curated record.